Messenger RNA from Geosmithia morbida, 3102 nucleotides. Its product is annotated as Nucleosome binding factor SPN, SPT16 subunit. The record is from RefSeq and is a predicted model, not a curated record. NCBI's taxonomy places the organism in Eukaryota, Fungi, Ascomycota, Sordariomycetes, Hypocreales, Bionectriaceae. Gene Ontology annotation, molecular function: nucleosome binding. Gene Ontology annotation, biological process: transcription elongation by RNA polymerase II; positive regulation of transcription elongation by RNA polymerase II. The coding region runs from base 1 to 3102 and encodes 1033 amino acids. The transcript has 3 exons. Gene Ontology annotation, cellular component: FACT complex.
AUGGCCGACAUCAAGAUCGAUAGCAAGCUCUUCCAGGAGCGAGUUUCGCACUUUGUCUCUUCAUGGAAGAAUGACUUGCGCUCCAAGGAGGCCAUCUUUGGAGGUGCCUCAUCCCUUGUCGUCACGAUGGGUAAGGUUGAGGAGACCCCGGAGCUUCACAAGAACAAUGCCAUGCACUUUUGGCUUCUUGGAUACGAGUUCCCCACGACCCUGAUGCUCUUCACGCUGGACAUGCUCUACAUCCUCACGACAGCCAAGAAAGCGAAGCACCUUGAGCAGAUCAAAGGCGGCCGAUUCCCCGUCGAGGUCCUCGUUCGCGGCAAGGACGCCGAGGAGAACGAGAAGCUCUUCGCCACCCUGGCGGACAAGAUCAAGGAGGCCGGAAACAAGGUCGGCGUCCUGGCCAAGGACACGUCGAGGGGACCCUUCAUCGACGAGUGGAAAAAAGUCCUCGGGGACAGGUGCAAGGAUGUCGAGCAGGUCGAUAUUACCAUCGCCCUCUCGACGUAUGCCUUUGCCGUCAAGGACGAACACGAGCUCCGCGCCAUGAGAGCUGCCUCGAAAGCUUGCGUCGCUCUCAUGACCCCUUACUUCCUCGAUGAGAUGUCCAACAUCCUCGACGCCGAGAAGAAGGUCAAGCACUCUGCCCUGGCCGAAAAGGUCGACAAGGUGCUGGACGACAACAGAUUCUGGAAGGCGGUCGAGCUCCCCGGCAAGGGCAAACUGCCGUCCGACUUCGACCCGGCUCAGCUCGACUGGGUUCUCGGCCCUGCCAUCCAGAGCGGUGGCAAGUACGACCUCAGAUUCCUCAGCGAGUCCAACGACGAGAACCUCCACGCGGGCACUAUCGUUGCUGCUAUGGGCCUCAGGUACAAGUCCUACUGCUCUACCAUCUCCCGCACCUACUUGGUCGACCCCAACAAGGCUCAAGAGGGCAACUACAAGCUGCUCUGCAUGAUUCACAACUCCAUCAUCAAGGAUAUCCGCGACGGCAUGCUGGCCAAGGAUGUCUACAGCAAGGCGCUCAGUCUUGUCAAGGCCAAGAAGCCCGAGCUGGAGAAGCACUUCCUCAAGAACGUUGGCUGGGGCGUCGGUCUGGAGAACAAGGACCCCACCCUCAUCCUCAAUGCCAAGAAUCAGCGGACUCUCAAGGACGGCAUGACGCUCAUCAUCCACACCGGAUUCCAAGACAUCGAGAACCCCCAACCCCAGGACAAGGGUAGCAAGAUAUACUCCCUCGUCCUUACCGACACGAUCCGUGUCACCGCGGCGGACCCCGUCGUCUUCACUUCCGAGGCCCCGACGAGCGCCGAUGCCAAUUCCUUCUUCUUCAAGGACGACGAGGAGGCCCAGCCUGCCCCCAAGAAGGAGAAGAAGGACCCCAAGGUCGGCGCCGUUGCCACCAAGAACAUACAGAACACCAGGCUCCGAUCCGGUCGCAGCACCCAGGUCGACGAGGUGGCGGACCAGAAGCGGCGCGAGCACCAAAAGGAGCUUGCCGCCAAGAAGCAGAAGGAAGGCCUCGCCAGGUUUGCUGAAUCCACCAGCAAGGAGAACGGAGGCGAGGUCAAGAAGUUCAAGCGCUUCGAAUCCUACAAGAGGGACAACCAGUUCCCGCCCAAGAUCCGUAACCUCGAAAUCGUGGUGGACGCCAAGAACGCCACCGUCGUCCUGCCCAUCCUCGGCCGGCCUGUGCCCUUCCACAUCAACACCAUCAAGAACGCGAGCAAGAGCGACGAGAGCGAAUUCACGUUCCUGCGCAUCAACUUCCUCUCUCCCGGCCAGGGUGUUGGCCGGAAGGACGACCAGCCGUUCGAGGAUGCCUCUGCCCACUUUGUGCGGAGCUUGACCUUCCGGUCGACGGACGGAGACCGCUACAGCGAGAUCGCGACGCAGAUUGCCAACAUGAAGCGCGACUCGGUGAAGCGCGAGCAGGAGAAGAAGGACAUGGAGGACGUCGUCGAGCAGGACAAGCUGGUCGAGAUCCGCAACCGCCGUCCGGCCGUGCUGGACAACGUCUUCAUCCGGCCGGCCCACGAGGGCAAGCGCGUCCCCGGCAAGGUCGAGAUCCACCAGAACGGUAUCCGCUACCAGUCGCCUCUGAACGCGCAGCACCGGGUGGACAUUCUGUUCUCCAACGUCAAGCACCUGUUCUUCCAGCCGUGUCAGCACGAGCUGAUCGUCAUCAUCCACAUCCACCUCAAGGACCCCAUCAUCGUCGGCAACAAGAAGAAGACGAAGGAUGUGCAGUUCUACCGCGAGGCGACGGACAUUCAGUUUGACGAGACGGGCAACCGCAAGCGCAAGUACCGCUACGGCGACGAGGACGAAUUCGAGGCCGAGCAGGAGGAGCGGCGGCGACGAGCCGAGCUGGACCGGCUGUUCCAGGGCUUCGCGCAGAAGAUUGCGGACGCGGGCCGCAACGAGGGCGUCGAGGUGGACAUGCCGAUCCGCGACCUGGGCUUCUUCGGCGUGCCCUUCCGAAGCAACGUCUUCAUCCAGCCCACCACGGACUGCCUGAUCCAGGUGACGGAGCCUCCGUUCAUGGUGCUGACGAUUGAGGACAUUGAGAUUGCGCACCUGGAGCGCGUGCAGUUUGGCCUCAAGAACUUCGACAUGGUCUUCGUCUUCAAGGACUUCUCCCGGGCGCCGUACCACGUCAACACGAUCCCGGUCGAGCACCUGGACCAGGUCAAGGACUUCUUCGACUCGUCCGACAUACCCUUCUCCGAGGGACCGCUGAACCUCAACUGGCCGACCAUUAUGAAGACGGUGACGCAGGACCCGCACCAGUUCUUCGCCGACGGCGGCUGGUCCUUCCUCCAGGCCGACUCGGACGACGAGGGCUCCGAGGAGGAGGAAGAGUCGGCCUUUGAGAUGAGCGACGAGGCCUUUGACGAGGCCUCGGAGUCGGAAGACGAGUCAGACUUUGACGGCAGCAACGCCAGCGACGAUGACGACGGCGAUGCCGAGCUCGACAGCGAGGACGAGGGCGAAGACUGGGAUGAGAUGGAGAAGAAGGCCAGGAAGCGUGACCGCGAGGAUGCCGCGGCGGCCAACAAUGACGACGACAGCGGCAGCAAGAAGAAACGCAAGAGGUGA